Messenger RNA from Hyalella azteca, 2978 nucleotides. Its product is annotated as sepiapterin reductase-like. Gene Ontology annotation, biological process: tetrahydrobiopterin biosynthetic process. Gene Ontology annotation, molecular function: sepiapterin reductase (NADP+) activity. Bases 437 to 1240 code for a protein of 267 amino acids. The transcript is spliced from 6 exons. NCBI's taxonomy places the organism in Eukaryota, Metazoa, Arthropoda, Malacostraca, Amphipoda, Hyalellidae. The record is from RefSeq and is a predicted model, not a curated record.
GAUUAAUAUGGACACACGUCAACUGUGAAUAGCAUUAAUUAUGUUAUUCUAGUUGUGUAUAGGGAAUUUAUAUGAAUAACCUAUUAUUAUUUUCCAGAAAAUCUCUUGUAUACAAAUUAGAUCCACUUGAUAUUGCUUUCUUCCUUCGGGUCGCUAGUUAAUACGGAUAAGAGCUUUUGUUGUUAUUAGGUAGCUUUAUUUUCAGACCUAAUGCCUGAAACUUGGCUGAGUCGGCACGCUACCUAACCCAUUUCCAGUACGUAGAGGUUACAAGUGUGAAGACUACCUCAAGUACUCAUGGUCCCACCAUUGCCGUGAUUGAAAGAGAUAAUUGAAUUUUUUCAUGAUCUGCAUUUAAUUGUUAUAGUUCUAAAAAAUUAAUUCUAAAAUCUUCCAGUAAGUUUGCUGCAAAUUUUGACUCACGCUCGGUGCGGCGAUGGCUUGGGGCAAGACUGUGGUGGUAGUGACAGGUGCAUCGCGCGGUAUAGGCGCCGCUGUCUGCGAACGUCUGGCGCCGCACCUCGGCAUCGGUUCGGUCAUCAUCGGUGUCGCUCGAGAUGAGACCAACCUCGAGCGGUGCAAAUCGUGCGUCAAAGAAGCGAACCCCAGUGUUGCCUUUAUAUCAGUUCAACAAGACCUAAGCAGCCUGGAAGCUUCAGUUGUACAACACGCACUCGCCCAGGGCUUCGAAGAAGCUCUGCGUAGUCCUGGCGGGGCGCUGAGCACCGCUUUGAUGGUCCACAAUGCAGGGUCUCUUGGCGAUGUGAUCUACACCAAAGACCUUAACAACUUCGCUGAAGUCAGCAAGUACUACGACCUCAAUGUCAGUUCAGUGGUUGUGUUGAACGCCGCUUUUUUGAGCCUCGCUAAAGUUCAGCAAGCUGCCACACCGAGCAUGACAAUAAAGGUGGUGAACAUCUCCUCUAUCUGUGCGCUCGAGCCGUUCAAGUCCUGGUCGCUCUACUGCUCAGGCAAGGCAGCGCGCGACAUGUUCUUCCGCGUGCUUGCGGCCGAGGAGCCAAGCGUGACCGUGCUGAGCUACGCUCCUGGUCCUGUGGACACUGCCAUGCAGAAAGAAGCCCGGACGAACACUGCAGACGUGAGUUUGCGCGAGAGUUUCAUCGCGAAGUUCAAUGCCGGCGAAACCUUGACGGCCAGUCAAACGGUCGACAAAAUGAUCAGUCUGUUGGAGAGCGGCGCGUUCACUUCAGGAGGUCACGUCGAUUAUUAUGAUGUGUGAAGUUACUCCUAAUUCUUAUUGGAACGAAGAGGUUCUCCUUGCAUUAUACAACUAAGAGUUUGAUGCUCACACAAGAAACUCGAAGAAACACAGAACGGAACUUCCAUUAUAUACAUGACAGUACCGUAUUUCUAUCUAUAAUUAACUAUGCCAUUAAAUCGAGAAACGCUGGAAUUGAAGGACUUUUAUUGUUACCACGAACGUAUGAUCUUAGUAGAGAGUUACAGCCUGUGCGUUGUGCAUGGCUCAUAUAGUAUCAAACUGCAGGCGUGAAUUGCUCCUGUAUGCAUGCAGGGUUUAUUCAUAGGGUUUUAUGUAUAGUAUUGCUUACUUGCGUUUCCUGUACGUAGUGUCGAUGCAAACAUCAAUUUUCAUAAUUACAAUUUGGUCUGUAGGAAUGGUAUUUACCUCCUAAUAAUUUUAGCAAAUUUAUUCAUCUUGCAGACACUCCGAAUUUAAAUGGAAUGCUGCAAGGGGAUCGAGUACCGAGACUAAAUAUGUUGGGUUAAAAACGUAACACAGUAGGAAGUAGUUACGUAUUUUUAGACUACCUCAUUUAUACAAAGUUAACCUAACCGAGCAGUGCCGAGAUAGAUAAUCCAUUGAGUUGAGAAUUCCGAAUCCCGUAUCCUAACAUUCUGAUACACGCCAUCCCGAAUUUCGUCUCCCAGACAUCAUAAAUCCCGUUAAUUUUAAAUUCACACCCGCAGACCUAUCGAUUUUUUUUUAUCUAACAUAAACUCCAGGUUUCAGAGUCUCUUGAUUCCAUCAUGUGAAAUAGAAUUGUAUUCUCGUAUAAUACUCCUAUGCGAUGAAUAUCGUGGAUAUUCGACCGAACAAACUCCACAAAUCCAGCGCUAGUCCCAGGCUUCAAAUAAAUUUACCGACUGUUAAAAAAUGUAAUUAACAUGAAAUUCGAACCCAACGCAUUUAAUCUUAGUUUCCAAUUCUCACUAUACCGAACUGAUACAAACCGUCUAACUUACUUGAACUGAGUUGUGGGCAAUGCUAUACGAUAUAUAGGUGAAAUUUGGACAUAGUAUAUUUGGUUAAAAUAGAGAUGUUACCUAAAUGUCAAAUUUAGAAGGAUCUGAAGAUAACUGAAUUGAUGCAGACGAGAUCUUCCUAAGCUCUGCAGUCAUCAUUUACGUCCGAGUUCUGAGCGUCGUUAUCGGUGUCGAGUGCCGUGUAGUGACUGAACAGAAUAACAGACACUUUUCUAUUACUAAAGAGUUCAAUUUCGUCGCGAAACAGAAACUCUGUUUCUGUUUUGUUCGUCACAGUUCCUGAAGUCUUCAAUCUGGAAAGAAAUUAUAUCUUUAGCAAGACUGGGAAACGUUAUUAAUAAGAUGAGUUAGAAAACACUGAUUUGACUAGCAGAUUUAAAAGUUUGAACCUUCAUAACAAGCGUAAAGUUCAAGACAUAAUAGGUAGUAUAAUGGAACAUAUUCCGCCCACAGAGAUGAAAAAUGAAAAUUAUAAUAACAUAGUAUUAGAAUACUUUUUCUGGAAUUUAGGCCAAUGGAUAAAGAAUUGUAAAUAGCGGAAAUGGAUAAGAAUCAAAUAACACAAAAAUCAUGUAUUUGAAUUUUAUAUACUGCUUUAGGUAUGGCAUCGAAUGUUUAUAUUUUUACACGUGGUAUCUGCAUUUCUGACGAUUGUCGCCGAACUACUUACAAUGAUGUAAGUUAAUUGUUUUAUUGUUGUUCACGCAAACAAGUAUUUUCUGUAUUUUACA